CUGCGAGUCUCGUCCUGAUCGCCAAACGAGGAUUAUUUAAUGAGCCUGGCGACAGUUCCUGAACGUGAUGUCUUCGCAGUGUGAGCCAAGCUGCGGCAGGCAUCCACGCCUUGCAUCCCCAAACAAAAAUCCCUUUCCCACCAAACUGUGAUUAACCUGCCAUCUGACCUUUAAGUCGCAUCAAUCUCCGUGCCAAACCCUUCUUUUUCAUCCCCUAUCUUCAUCCCGAACAUCACAGGAAUUUAAUUACUUUCUUUGUUGCGCGCUUGCUGCCUGCACCGUUUGCCCGACCACAGGUGGCGCAAGACUCUGGACGAACGUUAGCGGUCUCGGAAGCAAUCGCGAAACCGUAAAACCGGACUAACCUCGCACCCAACGAGCCUCGAUCUGGGGCAUUCCCGUCCCCUCUCCCCCGUCGUCAUGGCUGCAACACCCAACUCGGUGGCUCUGAUGUCUGACAUCGAACCGCCCAGCUCGCCAAUUCACAUGGACAAGUCUUUCAUGACAGCCGUCACUGAGGACGACGACACGAGGAUGAGGGCGACACCUGAGCCUUCCGAGAGACAGCCUCGCGGCAAGAAGCGCGGCCGCGACGAUGCAGGCGGCACAACCGGCAACCCGAUCGGCAAGAUCAGGCAUCUCAAAAAAGAAGACGGCGAGCCCCUUUGGCGCAAGGAUAUCCAAUUCGACUUCCUCAGGGCCGUCUUCGACAAUGACCAAAAGGUCUUCACCAACAGCUACGAAAAGGACCGCCUGGGCAAGCAGUGCUUCGCCGACCUGUACAUCGACACCAUGUCGAGGAGUAGUAAGACGAGCAAGGUCCUUCGAGACAAGCUGCUUAGCGAUCGAGAGGCGGCGAAAGGGAUGGCAAUGGUCUGCCUCCUGGUCAACAUUGGCCGCAUGAACACCACGCUCAAUUUCUUCCCAGAAAUGCGGGCCCAACUUCGCACCUAUCACGCUAUACCCUGCCUGCAAGCUCGUCAAGACCCCCAUGCCUACAAGCAAUUACAAGACGCUCCGAGAUUGAAGUCCAUUUUGAAGGGCGGCUCCGAUGACCGGCCAGAGCCCGCCACGCUCGACGAAGUCAAAAGCCUGGACGUCCCACGGACGAAUCCCGUCAACCUGCUCUUCCUUAUCUGCCAAUCGGCCGCCAAAAUCGCCGAAUUGCAUUUCCCUCCUGGUCAUGAGUUCCACGACCUCAUCAUGAAGACGAACUUCAGCAGUGAGAGCCGUGCCCGUGCCUUUCUCUGGCUCAUGUGGUUCUAUCUCGAGUCCGAUUUUACGGAAGAGGGCUGCGAAGAGAACCCUUUCGGGCCCGGUGUCGACUACGGCGUGGACGUCGCUAAUCAGGGCGUCCCUCGCUUGCAGUUAUUGACCGAAGAGGAAGAGGAACAGGAGAACGUCGACACCCAAGAGGAGAUUGACUUUGGUUUCGCCAAGCAGAAGAUGCGUGCCAAAAUCAUCGAGGCGGACCAGCAGUUCAUGGCCGAGAGCCAGACCAAGAAAGGCGGCCGCAACCGGGCAUUCCCAGCAGGCGAUGAGAUCGGCCCAACGACAGGAAUUCUCCCGCGGAUCCGCCCCUCCAAGCACGACAGCGACCUUGACAGCGUGAGGUCGACGCCACCACCUCGUGCCCUUGGGCGGCAGAGCAGCCUUUUCGGAAGCAUAGCUCGCCGGGGGCCGCACUCGCUAAAAUACCAAGUCUUUGAUGGUUCCUCUCCCGGCGCCGACAGGAUGGUCGAGGGCGUCGUGACACGGAAGCCCCGCCCGCCGACGGCCCACCAAAUCGCCGUCGAACGCAAUCGUACACAGCGGGUCGAGUACAUUCUUGACCGCGGCAUUCGCCGGAGCCACCACCGUUCGCGCAAGCUUCGGCGUGGCGACGGCUCCAUCGUCCGCGCCCUACCACGACUCGCGCAUAUUCAGGACCCCUUCGACGACAGUGACGAGGACGAGGUGGUGGCGCACGGCAAGCAUGUCCCCGUCGCCGGUGGGGACAACAAGCGCAUGCGCGAGAGAGGGUACGGCGGCCUCGCCCAGCUCAGGGACGAGCCCGACGACUUCGGCGAGCAGGCCAGCGCGUACGCCGCGGCUUUCCGCCGCGUUGCGCGCCGGCUGGAUCGCUGGGAGCACCACGACAAUCCCGAGACGCUGGGCGUUAUCCGCCCGAUCAAGCGACCCAAAGUCAACGGCGCUCCGCAUGCCGACGAGGACGAAGAGGGUGACUUGGACGGCGAGCGCUCGCCUUCUAAGGACUUGGUAGACCCGGCCGAGACGGAGGACGAGACCGAUGUCAUGAUACAUCACGUGCGCCGUGCGGAUAGCAGCGGCCAGCUAGCGCGCGAGCAGACGAACGGCGUGCGCCAUGAAGCUGACACGAACGGUGACAUGCCCAUGGACGAUGCGGAUGAUUUGGAUGAGGUGGAUAAGGAGUUACUUGGCCUGGGGGGUGACGAUGUUGAUGACGGUGAGGGCGACGGUGACGGUGACGAAGAGCUGGAUGACGUUGACAAGACGUUGCUGGGUAUGGAUGGUGACUCGGACUCGGAUUGAAGAUGCCCCCGACAAGUCAUGAGUUUCGGGACCUGGGUCAAGUUGGCACAGAUGAGCAGCAAGGAGGGUUCCAGGUGGAGGGUUCCAGGUGGAUAUUGCUUCCGCGCGUUUCACAUUGUGGAGUAGACCGCAUUAGAUGAGGCAUUUGUCACGGUGUAGUGUACUGGUCCAAGGAACGCAAAGAGGAUAAUUAGAGGAUGGAGUUUGGGAGAUGUUGUGGGAAUUCAACAUCGAGUGGGUUCGACCACUCUUUCAGGGACGGGAGCAACAUGCAAGCGUGGAAUGGU
Parathielavia appendiculata is the source of this 2840-nucleotide messenger RNA. RefSeq lists its product as uncharacterized. Gene Ontology annotation, cellular component: Ino80 complex. The record is from RefSeq and is a predicted model, not a curated record. The transcript is spliced from 2 exons. Lineage: Eukaryota; Fungi; Ascomycota; Sordariomycetes; Sordariales; Chaetomiaceae. Bases 421 to 2553 code for a protein of 710 amino acids.